GGGAGCGCGCUCUCAGCAGCCCGACGCUCCCCGAAAUCGCGAGGCAGGCGUGCGCUGUCCCGCGGCCUCGAGCGCGCGCCUCUCCAGCUCCGGAUUCCCUAGCUAGGUCCGCUAUGGCCCCCGAUCCUGUGCCGACCCCGAUCCCGGCCUCGACCCAACUCCACCAGCCUCGCUACUUUACUUGGGAGGAGGUGGCGCAGCACUCCGGGCGGGAGAAGGAGCGGUGGCUUGUGAUCGACCGGAAGGUGUACAACAUCAGCGACUUUACCCGCCGCCACCCGGGGGGCUCUCGGGUCAUCAGCCACUAUGCGGGUCAGGAUGCCACGGAUCCUUUUGUGGCAUUCCACAUCAACAAGGGCCUUGUGAGAAAGUACAUGAACUCUCUUCUGAUUGGAGAGCUGGCUCCGGAGCAGCCCAGCUUUGAACCCACCAAGAAUAAAGAGCUAACUGAUGAGUUCCGGGAACUGCGGGCUACGGUGGAGCGGAUGGGUCUCAUGAAGGCCAAUCACCUCUUCUUCCUGUUGUACCUGCUCCACAUCCUGCUGCUGGAUGUGGCUGCCUGGCUCACUCUUUGGAUCUUUGGAACGUCCUUGGUGCCCUUCUUCCUCUGUGCGGUGCUGCUCAGUGUAGUUCAGGCCCAGGCAGGUUGGCUACAGCAUGACUUUGGACACCUGUCAGUCUUCGGCACCUCUACAUGGAACCACCUGCUACAUCAUUUUGUGAUUGGCCACCUGAAGGGGGCUCCUGCCAGCUGGUGGAACCACAUGCAUUUCCAGCAUCACGCCAAGCCCAACUGCUUCCGCAAAGACCCAGAUAUCAACAUGCAUCCCCUGUUCUUCGCCUUGGGGAAGGUCCUCUCCGUGGAGCUUGGGAAACAAAAGAAGAAGCACAUGCCAUACAACCAUCAGCACAAGUACUUCUUCCUGAUUGGACCCCCAGCCCUGUUGCCUCUCUACUUCCAGUGGUAUAUCUUCUAUUUUGUUGUUCAGCGGAAGAAAUGGGUGGACUUGGCCUGGAUGCUCAGCUUCUAUGCCCGUGUCUUCUUCACUUACAUGCCCCUGCUGGGGCUGAAAGGCUUCCUGGGUCUUUUCUUCAUUGUCAGGUUCCUGGAGAGCAAUUGGUUUGUGUGGGUGACACAGAUGAACCAUAUCCCCAUGCACAUUGAUCAUGACCGGAAUGUGGACUGGGUCUCCACCCAGCUGCAGGCAACCUGCAACGUUCACCAAUCAGCCUUCAAUGACUGGUUCAGUGGGCACCUCAACUUCCAGAUUGAGCACCACCUCUUCCCUACGAUGCCCCGACACAACUACCACAAAGUGGCACCCCUGGUGCAAUCCCUGUGCGCCAAGUACGGCAUCAAGUACAAGUCCAAGCCCCUGCUCUCAGCCUUCGCUGACAUUGUUUACUCACUGAAGGAGUCAGGGCAGCUCUGGUUGGAUGCCUAUCUUCACCAAUAGCAGCAGCAGUCCUCCAUCUGGGAGAGGAAGAGGACUACUGGAGCCAAAGCAGAAGGAGCUUGAGGGACAAUGCCACUAUGAAUCGAAUGUUCGAAGGGUUAGGGGACAAAGGUGUUUGUGCUCACACCUGCCCCCUUUGCCUUCUAGGUACCAAACAGGAGGGAAGGAAGAACUGUUGGGGUAGGGAUACAAAGCUGUUCUAUUGUUUGUUUUACUUUAGCAGAGGCAAAUGGGGGGACCUACAGAGCCCAGCGUGAAGCAGAGACCCCACCCUGGAAUUCCCCUCUCUUAAAGUAUAAACCCAU
This is a messenger RNA of Phodopus roborovskii (desert hamster), 1762 nucleotides long. It is a transcript of the gene Fads1, whose product is annotated as fatty acid desaturase 1. NCBI's taxonomy places the organism in Eukaryota, Metazoa, Chordata, Mammalia, Rodentia, Cricetidae. Gene Ontology annotation, biological process: lipid metabolic process. Gene Ontology annotation, cellular component: membrane. The coding region runs from base 114 to 1457 and encodes 447 amino acids. The record is from RefSeq and is a predicted model, not a curated record. The transcript has 12 exons. Gene Ontology annotation, molecular function: oxidoreductase activity, acting on paired donors, with oxidation of a pair of donors resulting in the reduction of molecular oxygen to two molecules of water.